ACCGAACCAGUCUCCAAGAGGCAGCAGCGACAUUCCUCGCCCCUCUUGCCACCGCCUCCUCGCUCCGCUCCAAACGCCAUUGCUUCCUCCCUCCUUCCCUCUCUCUCUCUUUCUCUCGCCGGACGACGAUGGCUAGGGCUUAAUCCGGCGGAGAAGGCUGAAGCUAGAGAAGCUGCGAGAAGAACCGCGGGGCGCGUGCUCGAGGAACUGCGUCGGCGAGCGAGAAUGGGGGAAUCGUGGAGGCAGCUGAAGGUCAUGCUCCGCAAGAACUGGCUCCUCAAGAUACGUCACCCCUUCGCCACCGCCGCCGAGAUUUUGCUUCCCACGAUCGUCAUUUUGUUGCUGGUGGCGGUCAGGACGCGGGUGGACACGCAGAUUCAUCCUGCACAAGCGUACAUCCGGAACGAUAUGUUGGUGGAAAUUGGCAAAGGGAUAUCCCCUAAUUUUCAGGAAGUUUUGGAAUUACUAUACUCGAAGAGGGAGUUUUUGGCUUUUGCACCCGACACAGAAGAGACCAGGAUGAUGAUUAACUGGAUGUCCAUAAAAUUUCCCUUGCUAAAGCUCGUACAUAAAAUAUAUAAGGAUGAAGAAGAGCUGGAAACCUACAUUCGGUCAGACAUCUUUGGUACCUGCAGUCAGAUUAAGAACUGUUCAAAUCCUAAAAUUAAAGGAGCAGUCGUAUUUCAUGGUCAAGGCCCUCAAAUAUAUGACUACAGUAUACGCCUCAACCAUUCAUGGGCUUUUUCGGGUUUUCCUGACACUAAAUCCAUUAUGGACACCAAUGGCCCAUUUGCCAACGACUUGCAUUUGGGUGUCAGUAUCAUACCAACGAUGCAGUAUAGCUUCAGUGGAUUUUAUACUCUUCAACAGGUCUUAGAUUCAUUUAUCAUUCUGUCUGCCCAGCAAACCCAGAGUGACAUGCUGAAUAUGACCAUCGAACCUUUGUCAAAAUCGUCUGAGAGACCUUCCUCACUUGAUCUAUCUUGGAAACAAUUCAUUCCCUCCAACAUAAGGAUAGCGCCAUUUCCAACUCGUGAAUACACUGAUGAUGAAUUCCAGUCUAUCAUCAAGAGUGUUAUGGGAGUAUUGUACCUUUUGGGUUUUCUCUAUCCAAUUUCUCGUCUAAUCAGCUACUCUGUGUUUGAGAAGGAACAGAAGAUAAAAGAAGGUCUCUACAUGAUGGGUUUGAAAGAUGGGAUAUUUCACCUGUCUUGGUUUAUUGCAUAUUCUUUGCAGUUUGCAAUUUCCUCUGGAAUUAUCACUGUUUGUACAAUGGACAACCUUUUCAAGUACAGUGACAAAUCCUUGGUUUUUGUGUACUUCUUCUCCUUUGGACUGAGUGCAAUCAUGCUGUCAUUUAUGAUAUGUGCAUUUUUCACACGAGCGAAAACAGCUGUUGCAGUUGGUACCCUUUGUUUCCUUGGGGCCUUCUUUCCUUAUUACACGGUGAAUGAUGAAGGUGUUCCUAUGAUUCUGAAAGUCAUUGCUUCUCUGCUUUCACCAACGGCCUUUGCUUUGGGGUCUAUUAACUUUGCUGAUUAUGAACGUGCUCAUGUUGGGCUUCGGUGGAGCAACGUUUGGCUGGCGUCAUCUGGAGCGAAUUUUCUGGUCUGUCUAGUAAUGAUGAUAUUCGACUCACUUGUGUACUGUCUCAUUGGUUUUUACCUGAAUAAGGUCCUUACGGGUCAGUGUGGAGUGCUUUAUCCUUUGGAUUUUAUACUUGACAAGGGAUUCAGACAGAAGAAGAAUAGUCCAAAGCACCAGGCCGUCAGUGUGGAAGUACAGGACAAAAAUAAACAUUUGAAGAAGGGGGCCACUUUUCCUGAAAUAGAUAGUGAACCUGCUAUUGAAUCAAUAAGCUUGGAAAUGAAACAACAGGAGCUUGAUCGGCGAUGCAUACAAAUUAGGAACUUGCAUAAGGUGUAUGCCACAAAAAAGGGGAAAUGUUGUGCAGUGAACUCACUGCAGCUAACCCUAUAUGAGAAUCAGAUACUAGCUCUUCUAGGACAUAAUGGAGCCGGUAAGAGCACAACAAUUUCGAUGCUUGUUGGACUUCUUUCUCCCACAUCAGGGGAUGCUUUGGUGCUUGGCCGGAAUAUUACGACGGAAAUGGAUGAGAUAAGGAAAUGUCUGGGAGUUUGCCCUCAGAAUGAUAUCCUUUUUCCUGAGCUGACUGUUCGGGAGCACUUGGAGAUAUAUGCAGUAUUGAAGGGUGUCAAGGAAGAUCUCGUGGAACGUGUUGUGACUGAUAUGGUUGAUGAAGUAGGUCUGGCUGAUAAAAUCAACACCUGCACAAGGGCUCUUUCCGGUGGAAUGAAGAGAAAAUUGUCUCUUGGGAUUGCUCUGAUAGGAAAUAGUAAGGUUAUCAUUCUUGAUGAACCAACUAGUGGAAUGGAUCCAUAUUCAAUGCGAUUGACAUGGCAGUUAAUUAAAAAAAUAAAAAAAGGAAGAAUAAUUCUAUUAACCACUCAUUCAAUGGAUGAAGCGGAUGAGCUGGGAGACCGGAUAGCCAUAAUGGCUAAUGGUUCCUUAAAAUGCUGUGGAAGUUCCCUUUUCUUGAAGCAUCAAUUUGGGGUGGGCUAUACACUUACUUUGGUGAAGUCUGCUCCAACUGCAUCUGUUGCUGCUGAUAUUGUGUACCGUCAUAUUCCAUCAGCAAUAUGUAUAAGCGAGGUUGGAACUGAAAUUUCCUUCAAGCUUCCUUUGGCGUCUUCUCCUUUUUUCGAGAGUAUGUUUAGGGAAAUUGAAGGUUGCAUGAAGAGAUCAAUGCCUUCCUCAGGAAAAUCAGGUGUCGAUGAAAAUCUUGGCAUAGAAAGCUAUGGUAUAUCUGUCACGACAUUGGAGGAAGUAUUCCUAAGAGUAGCCGGAUGUGAUUAUGAUGAAGCUGAAACUGCUACAGAGGAGAACAUCUCUGUUUCGGCUAAUCACAGUCUCUCUCAAGGUCCUCGUGGCAGUACUAUUGAAAUGACCUACCACAAUAAAGUUUGUGGAAAUUACAAAAAGGCCGUGUGGAUUCUGCCUGCCUUAAUUGGGAAAGCGUGCAGUCUAUUUGUUACAGCAAUUUUAAGUGUGUUGAAUUUCUUAAGUAUGCAGUGUUGUUGUUGUUCCAUCAUUUCAAGGUCUAUAUUUUGGCAACAUUGUAAAGCUUUGUUCAUAAAGAGGGCCAUUGCCGCUCGGAGGGACCGCAAAACAAUUGCUUUCCAGCUUCUGAUACCAGCAGUUUUUCUAUUUAUUGGGCUUCUUCUGCUGAAGCUUAAGCCACAUCCUGAUCAGCUGUCCAUCACUUUCACAACUUCCCAUUUUAAUCCUUUACUAAGUGGUGGUGGUGGUGGUGGUCCAAUUCCUUUUAAUCUAUCAUGGCCUAUAGCAAAUGAGGUAGCCCAACAUGUUGAAGGAGGAUGGAUUCAGAGACCCAAACUGAGUACAUAUAAAUUCCCUGAUUCCCAAAAGGCAUAUGCUGAUGCAGUUGAGGCUGCUGGGCCUAGUUUAGGACCAGCUUUGCUUUCCAUGAGUGAAUAUCUCAUGUCUAGUUUCAAUGAAUCCUACCAGUCAAGGUAUGGGGCUAUUGUGAUGGAUGAUCAAAAUGAUGAUGGAAGUUUAGGUUACACUGUACUGCACAAUUGUUCUUGUCAACAUGCUGCUCCAACUUUCAUCAAUUUAAUGAAUUCUGCAAUACUUAGGCUAGCUACACAAGACAAAAACAUGACUAUUCGAACUCGCAAUCACCCUCUUCCAAUGACAAAGAGCCAGCGGUUGCAGCAUCAUGAUCUGGAUGCUUUCUCUGCUGCAAUUAUAAUUAAUAUUGCGUUCUCAUUUAUUCCUGCUUCAUUUGCUGUUUCUAUUGUGAAGGAGCGGGAAGUGAAAGCUAAACACCAGCAACUAAUUAGUGGGGUUUCCAUACUCUCAUAUUGGACUUCUAUCUACAUAUGGGACUUCAUCAGCUUCUUAUUCCCUUCAUCUUUUGCAAUUGUUCUCUUCUACAUCUUUGGUUUGGAUCAAUUUAUUGGAGCUGGUAGCUUUCUUCCUACGUUCCUGAUGUUUUUGGAGUAUGGCCUGGCAAUUGCUUCGUCAACAUAUUGCCUCACAUUCUUCUUUAUGGACCAUACCAUGGCACAGAAUGUGGUUCUUCUGGUUCACGUCUUCACUGGCCUCAUUCUCAUGAUCAUCUCAUUCAUCAUGGGGCUCUUGCCGACAACAAGAAGUGCAAACGAUUUUCUCAAGAACUUCUUUAGAGUAUCGCCAGGGUUUUGUUUUGCUGAUGGACUUGCUUCACUAGCUCUUUUACGGCAAGGGAUGAAGGAUAACUCCAGCAACGGAGCUUUUGAUUGGAAUGUGACUGGCGCCUCUCUUUUUUACCUUGGUGUAGAGAGUAUUGUCUACUUCUCUUUGACUCUUGGCCUUGAACUCUUUCCUUCUCACAAGCUGACAGUGGCUGCAAUUAAAGAGUCUUUGCAAAAAAUUACUGGGAACCUUUCUAAUAAUUCCCCUAGUUACUCAGAGCCUCUCCUAAAAUCUUCUUCCAAAAGUGGUUCUCUUGAUUACGAUGAAGAUAUUGAUGUCCUAAUGGAACGGAAAAGGGUACUUUCAGGUUCCAUCGAUAAUGCCAUCCUCUAUUUGCGGGACCUUAGAAAGGCAUACUCUGGAGAUAAGCAUCAGGGCAUAAAGGUUGCAGUACAUUCUUUGACCUUUUCAGUUCAAGAAGGAGAAUGCUUUGGUUUUUUGGGGACAAAUGGAGCAGGGAAGACAACAACACUAUCAAUGCUGACUGGGGAGGAAUAUCCAACUGGUGGAACUGCUUCUGUAUUUGGCAAAGAUAUCCGCUCGAAUCCCAAAGCUGCUCGGCGACAUAUUGGUUAUUGCCCGCAAUUUGACGCACUCUUAGAUUAUCUUACUGUCCAAGAGCAUCUUGAGCUUUAUGCAAGGAUCAAAAGAGUCCCAGACCAAAGGAUUAAUGAUGUUGUUAUGGAGAAGUUAGUGGAGUUUGACUUGCUUAAAUAUGCAAAAAGACCAUCAUUUACUCUUAGUGGGGGAAAUAAGCGCAAACUAUCUGUUGCAAUCGCAAUGAUUGGAGAUCCUCCUAUAGUCAUUCUCGAUGAGCCCUCUACAGGUAUGGACCCCAUUGCCAAACGGUUCAUGUGGGACGUGAUAUCCCGUUUAUCAACCAGACGAGGAAAGACUGCAGUUAUUCUAACCACUCAUAGUAUGAAUGAAGCUCAAGCUUUAUGUACGAGGAUUGGAAUAAUGGUCGGAGGCCGAUUAAGAUGCAUUGGGAGUCCCCAGCAUUUGAAAACUCGCUUUGGCAAUCAUCUUGAGUUAGAGGUUAAACCUACUGAAGUUGACCACAAAGACCUGGACAACCUUUGCCUAAUUAUCCGAGGAAAACUUUUUGAUAUUCCUCAAACCAGAAGCUUACUUGAUGACCUUGAAGUUUGCAUUGGGGGCAUGGACUCCAUUACUGCAGAAAAUGCAACAGUGGCAGAGAUUAGCUUAUCAAAAGAAAUGAUAAUGGCAGUUGGACACUGGCUUGGCAAUGAAGAAAGGGCCAUGAAACUUCUAAUGGAGGCACACAUUUCUGAUGGGGUUGUUCGAGAACAGUUGUCAGACCAGUUGUUUCGAGAUGGUAGUAUACCAUUGCCUAUAUUUUGCGAGUGGUGGUUAACCAAAGAAAAGUUUUCAGUCAUCGACUCAUUUGUUGCAUCAUCCUUUCCUGGUGCAAAAUUCCAGAAUUACAAUGGGUUGAGUGUCAAAUAUCAGUUGCCAUACGGAGAAGGCUUCUCACUUGCCGAUGUUUUUGGGCAUUUGGAAAGAAACAGGAGCCAGUUGGGAAUAUCAGAGUACAGUAUUAGUCAGUCUACUUUAGAAUCCAUAUUCAAUCGUUUUGCAGCAAAUGCCUGAAGUAGCGGCAAUUUUGCGUUGAUUAGGAGGGGGGCGGCAAAAGAUAUAUGGGCUAUAUAGGCCACAAGUCUCCGGGCAGGAAGAGCCGUCUUUCUUGAGCGCUUCCUUUGUGCAAUUCUUUUAGCCAUUUGUGAAUAGAACGAACUGGCACAUUGUACGAGAAUUAAAAGUUGUGGUCUUAGCUAAUCAUUAAAAGCUGCCCAAUCAAAGUUAUAAGAGUAAAAAGAGUUAUUGCCUCC
This is a messenger RNA of Eucalyptus grandis, 6134 nucleotides long. RefSeq names its product ABC transporter A family member 1. The record is from RefSeq and is a predicted model, not a curated record. The transcript is spliced from 40 exons. Lineage: Eukaryota; Viridiplantae; Streptophyta; Magnoliopsida; Myrtales; Myrtaceae. Gene Ontology annotation, molecular function: ABC-type transporter activity; ATP binding; lipid carrier activity. The coding region runs from base 226 to 5895 and encodes 1889 amino acids. Gene Ontology annotation, biological process: lipid transport; transmembrane transport. Gene Ontology annotation, cellular component: membrane; intracellular membrane-bounded organelle.